Macaca mulatta (Rhesus monkey) is the source of this 20494-nucleotide messenger RNA. NCBI's taxonomy places the organism in Eukaryota, Metazoa, Chordata, Mammalia, Primates, Cercopithecidae. The record is from RefSeq and is a predicted model, not a curated record.
AGGGCGCGGGCGAGGAGGCGGUGCGCGGUGGGAGGGGCGGACGGCGCCCGGCUGCCACCGCUCAGAUCUGCUUCUCCCCGGCUCCGGGCGCCGAGGCGGCGUCCAGGAGGCGUCUUCUGCAAAGGUUGCCUGGCGCUGUCCAACAUGGAGGAGGCACCGGCAGCGGGCGUUACCUGCGAGCAGGACUAACUCCCUCCUGGCGUUCCGGGAGGCAGUGCCUGGUCCGGAGUGCGGGGACUCGACUGCCUGCACGCCCCGAGGCGGACCCCGGCUCUGACUGCUCCCCUGGCCGCGGGCUUCUCAACUAGGACGCGGCGCGAGGAGGGAGCGCGGCGGCCCCGAGUCUCCCUGAGCCAUGGGCAACGAGGCGAGCUUGGAAGGGGAAGGGCUCCCGGAAGGGCUGGCGGCGGCCGCAGCAGCCGGAGGAGGGGCUAGCGGGGCGGGGAGCCCCUCGCACACCGCAAUACCGGCCGGCAUGGAAGCGGAUUUGAGCCAGCUGAGCGAAGAGGAGAGGAGACAGAUCGCCGCUGUCAUGUCAAGGGCGCAGGGGCUGCCCAAGGGAAGCGUCCCCCCGGCCGCUGCGGAGUCGCCUUCCAUGCACAGGAAACAAGAGUUGGAUAGUAGUCAUUCUCCAAAGCAAUCAGGAAGACCCCCGGACCCUGGGCGUCCAGCUCAACCUGGUCUCAGUAAAAGUAGAACUACAGACACUUUCAGGUCAGAGCAGAAAUUGCCUGGGAGGAGCCCUUCCACUAUUAGCUUGAAAGAAUCAAAGUCCAGAACUGAUUUUAAGGAAGAACACAAAUCUAGUAUGAUGCCUGGCUUCCUCUCAGAGGUUAACCCUUUAAGUGCUGUCUCCUCUGUUGUAAAUAAAUUCAACCCUUUUGAUUUGAUAUCAGACUCUGAGGCAUCCCAGGAAGAAACCACCAAGAAACAAAAAGUGGUUCCGAAGGAGCAAGAAAAACCUGAGGGAAUCACAAAACCUCCGUCACAGCCACAGCCACCCAAGCCGGUUCCUAAGCAGCAAGGACCUGGUAGGGAUCCACUUCAGCAGGAUGGCCCUCCCAAAUCAAUAUCUUCUCAGCAACCAGAAAAAAUUAAAUCACAACCUCCAGGUACAGGAAAGCCAAUUCAGGGUCCUGCCCAGACUCCUCAGACAGACCAUGCAAAAUUGCCACUUCCACGAGAUGCAUCCAGGCCUCAGACUAAACAGGCAGACAUAGUAAAGGGAGAAUCAGUUAAACCCUCUCUGCAAAGCCCAUCCAAACCACCUAUUCAGCAACCAACUCCUGGAAAACCUCCAGCACAGCAGCCUGGACCUGAAAAAUCACAGCCUGGGCCUGCAAAGCCCCCAGCUCAGCCCCCAGGGCUAACAAAGCCACUGGCUCAACAACCAGGGACAGUGAAACCCCCAGUCCAGCCACCAGGGACAGCAAAGCCUCCAGCUCAGCCUCUUGGUCCUGCUAAGUCUCCAGCUCAGCAGACUGGGUCAGAAAAGCCUUCAUUGGAGCAGCCUGGGCCAAAAACUCUAGCUCAGCCUCCUGGAGUUGGGAAGACUCCAGCUCAACAGCCAGGGCCAGCAAAGCCUCCAACCCAGCAGGUGGGGACACCAAAACCCCUAGCUCAACAAUCUGGGCUACAGUCUCCAGCUAAGGCACCUGGGCCUACAAAGACUCCAGCUCAGCAGGCUGGGCCAGGAAAGAUUCCAGCUCAACAGGCAGGACCCGCAAAGCCUUCUGCCCAGCAGACUGGCCCAACAAGGCUUCCUUCACAACUGCCUGGUCCAGCAAAGUCCCCAUCUCAACAGCCUAGCUCAGCAAAGCCCCCACCCCAACAGCCUGGCUCAGCAAAGCCCCCACCCCAACAGCCUGGCUCAGCAAAGCCCCCAUCACAACAGCCUGGCUCAGCAAAACCCUCAGCUCAACAGCCUAGCCCAGCAAAGCCCUUGGCUCAGCAAUCUACAAAACCAGUAAGCCAAACAGGAUCAGGAAAACCUCUGCAGCCACCAACAAUGUCUCCAUCUGCAAAACAGCCUCUUUCACAAGGCCUCCCUAAAACCAUCUGUCCUCUUUGCAAUACCACUGAACUUCUGUUGCAUGUUCCAGAAAAGGCCAAUUUUAACACAUGCACUGAGUGUCAAACCACUGUCUGUAGCCUCUGUGGUUUUAAUCCCAAUCCUCAUUUAGUGGAGGUAAAAGAGUGGCUCUGUUUGAACUGUCAAAUGAAAAGAGCUCUAGGUGGGGAUCUGGCUCCAGUUCCAUCAUCACCCCAGCCCAAACCGAAGGCUGCACCUGUUACCGCUACAUCAGCAGUGAGCAAAUCAUCCCCACAGCCACAGCAGACUUCCCCAAAGAAGGAUGCUGCACCAAAACAGGAUCUCUCCAAGGUACCUGAGCCUAAAAAGCCACCACUAGUGAAACAACCAACCCUCCAUGGCUCUCCUUCAGCCAAGGCCAAGCAGCCUCCUGAGGCAGAUUCUUCAUCCAAGCCAGCCCCUCCCAAAGAACCUUCUGUCCCAUCUGAGCAGGACAAGGCCCCUGUUGCUGAUGAUAAACCAAAGCAGCCCAAGAUGGUAAAGCCAACCACAGACUUUGUAUCUUCAUCAUCAGCAACAACACCUGAUAUUCCAAGCUCCAAAGUACAGUCACAAGCUGAAGAGAAAACAACCCCUCCUCUAAAAACAGACUCUGCCAAACCCUCACAGAGUUUUCCACCAACAGGGGAAAAAGUCACCCCAUUUGAUUCUAAAGCCAUACCUCGACCUGCAUCAGAUUCAAAAAUUAUUUCACAUCCUGGUCCUAGUUCAGAGGGCAAAGGUCAAAAACAAGUUGACCCCGUACAAAAGAAGGAAGAGCCCAAGAAAGCACAAACCAAAAUGAGUCCUAAACCAGAUGCCAAGCCAAUGCCAAAAGGGUCACCAACACCCCCUGGCCCACGACCUACUGCUGGCCAAACUGUCCCCACACCUCAACAGCCCCCAAAGCCUCAGGAGCAGUCAAGACGUUUCAGUCUGAAUCUGGGAAGUAUUACUGAUGCCCCCAAAUCACAGCCUACAACUCCUCAAGAGACCGUGACUGGGAAACUCUUUGGGUUUGGAGCAUCAAUCUUCAGCCAGGCAUCAAAUUUAAUUUCCACUGCAGGUCAACCUGGACCUCAUUCACAAAGUGGACCAGGGGCCCCAACGAAACAAGCCCCUGCCCCUUCACAGCCACCUGCUUCACAAGGGCCACCCAAAUCCACAGGUCAAGCACCACCAGCACCUGCAAAAAUUAUACCUGUGAAAAAGGAAACAAAAGCCCCAGCAGCUGAAAAAUUAGAGCCCAAAGCUGAACAAGCUCCAACAGUAAAAAGAACAGAAACAGAAAAAAAGCCACCACUUAUGAAGGAUAGCAAAUCUUUAACAGCUGAGCCUCAAAAGGCUGUCCUUCCCACAAAACUGGAGAGAUCUCCCAAACCACAACCAACCUGUCCUGUCUGCAAAACUGAACUCAAUAUAGGUUCUAAGGAUGCUCCUAACUUCAAUACUUGCACUGAAUGCAAGAAUCAAGUGUGUAAUCUCUGUGGAUUUAACCCUACACCACAUUUGACUGAGAUUCAAGAAUGGCUCUGUUUAAAUUGCCAAACCCAGAGAGCAAUAUCAGGACAGCUUGGAGACAUAGGCAAAAUGCCACCUGUGCCAUCAGGACCCAAAGCAUCUCCCAUGCCUGUUCCUACAGAAUCACCAUCUCAGAAAACAGCAGUGCCUCCCCAAGUAAAAUUAGUGAAAAAGCCAGAACAAGAAGUAAAAACAGAAGCUGAAAAAGUAAUUCUGGAAGAAGUAAAGGAAACACUAUCAAUGGAAAAAAUUCCUCCUAUGGUAGCCACAGAUCAAAAACAAGAAGAGAGUAAACUAGAGAAAGACAAAGCUUCAGCUCUUGAAGAAAAAAAGCCACUCCAUGAAGGAAAAAAACUAAUCUCUGAAGAAGAAAAGGUAUGUUCUGAAGAAAAAAAGCAACUCCUAGAAGAAAAAAAGCCAACCCCUGAAGACAAAAAGCUACUCCCAGAGGCAAAAGCAUCAGCCCCAGAAGAACAAAAACAUGACUUACUUAAAUCUCAAGUACAAAUUGCUGAAGAAAAGCUUGAAGGCAGAGUGGCUCCAAAGACAGUGCAAGAAGAGAAACAACCGCAGACCAAGAUGGAAGAUUUACCAUCUGGCACACCUCAGAGUUUACCUAAAGAAGAUGAUAAGACAACCAAAACAAUAAAAGAACAGCCACAGCCAUUGUGCACAGCAAAACCUGAUCAGGUGGAACCUGGGAAAGAAAAAACAGAAAAGGAAGAUGACAAAUCAGACACCUCAAGUUCUCAGCAGCCUAAAAGCCCCCAAGGUCUGAGCGACACGGGAUAUUCUUCUGAUGGAAUAUCAAGCUCACUUGGUGAAAUUCCAAGUCUUAUUCCAACUGAUGAAAAGGAUAUUCUCAAGGGACUCAAAAAGGACUCUUUUUCACAAGAAAGCAGCCCUUCCAGCCCCUCAGAUUUGGCUAAAUUAGAAAGUACAGUCCUAUCUAUUUUGGAAGCUCAAGCAAGUACACUUGUUGAUGAAAAGUCAGAAAAGAAAACACAACCCCAUGAAGUUUCUCCUGAGCAGCCUAAAGACCAACAGAAAACUCAGAGUGUGUCUGAAACCUUGGAAAUUACUAUUUCAGAAGAGGGGAUCAAAGAAAGUCAAGAAGAAAGGAAAGACACUUUUAAAAAAGAUACCCAGCAAGAUAUUCCUUCCAGCAAGGACCAUAAAGAAAAGUCUGAGUUUGUUGAUGACAUAACUACUAGAAGAGAGCAUUAUGAUUCAGUUGAAGAGAGUAGUGAAAGUGAAAACUCACCUGUUCCACAAAGAAAACGAAAAACUAGUGUUGGCUCAUCAAGCAGUGAUGAGUAUAAACAGGAAGACAGCCAAGGAUCAGGGGAAGAGGAGGACUUCAUUCGAAAACAAAUCAUAGAAAUGAGUGCUGAUGAAGAUGCUUCAGGUUCUGAAGAUGAUGAGUUCAUCAGGAACCAGCUCAAAGAGAUUAGUAGUAGUACUGAGAGCCAGAAGAGGGAAGAAACCAAGGGAAAAGGCAAAAUAACAGCAGGGAAACACAGACGACUGACUCGAAAAAGUAGCACAAGCAUUGAUGAUGAUGUAGGAAGACGUCACUCAUGGCAUGAUGAAGACGAUGAAGCAUUUGAUGAAAGUCCUGAACUUAAAUACAGAGAAACUAAAAGUCAGGAAAGUGAAGAACUUGUAGUUGCUGGAGGAGGAGGGCUACGCCGAUUUAAAACAAUUGAGCUCAACAGUACAAUAACAGAUAAAUAUUCUGCAGAGUCAUCACAGAAAAAAACAAGUUUGUAUUUUGAGGAAGAGCCAGAAUUAGAAAUGGAAAGCCUGACAGACUCACCUGAAGAUAGGUCAAGGGGAGAGGGGUCUUCGAGUCUGCAUGCUUCCAGCUUCACUCCUGGUACAUCCCCUACAUCAGUAUCAUCACUUGAUGAGGACAGUGACAGUAGCCCGAGUCACAAAAAAGGAGAGAGCAAACAGCAACGCAAAGCUCGGCACAGAUCACAUGGCCCUCUUUUGCCUACUAUUGAAGAUUCUUCAGAGGAAGAAGAAUUGAGAGAAGAAGAAGAAUUAUUAAAGGAGCAAGAAAAGCAGAGGGAAAUAGAACAGCAACAAAGAAAGAGUUCUAGUAAAAAAUCGAAGAAAGACAAAGACGAACUUCGAGCUCAGAGAAGAAGGGAAAGGCCAAAGACACCACCUAGUAAUCUCUCUCCCAUUGAAGAUGCAUCUCCAACAGAAGAGUUACGUCAGGCUGCAGAAAUGGAGGAGCUCCAUAGAUCUUCUUGUUCUGAAUAUUCACCUAGCAUAGAAUCAGACCCAGAAGGUUUUGAAAUAAGCCCGGAAAAAAUAAUAGAAGUACAAAAAGUUUAUAAAUUGCCCACAGCUGUGUCAUUAUACUCACCAACAGAUGAGCAAUCUAUUAUGCAGAAAGAAGGUAGCCAAAAGGCGUUAAAAAGUGCUGAGGAGAUGUAUGAAGAAAUGAUGCAUAAAACACACAAAUACAAAGCUUUUCCAGCUGCAAAUGAACGAGAUGAAGUGUUUGAAAAAGAGCCUUUGUAUGGUGGAAUGCUAAUAGAGGAUUAUAUUUAUGAAUCUUUAGUAGAAGACACGUACAAUGGAUCUGUAGAUGGCAGCCUGCUAACAAGGCAAGAAGAAGAAAAUGGAUUUAUGCAGCAGAGAGGAAGAGAGCAAAAGAUAAGACUUUCAGAACAAAUUUAUGAAGAUCCUAUGCAGAAAAUUACAGACCUCCAGAAAGAGUUUUAUGAGUUAGAAAGCUUACAUUCUGUUGUGCCUCAGGAAGAUAUUGUUUCAAGCUCUUUUAUCAUCCCAGAAAGCCAUGAGAUAGUGGACCUGGGUACUAUGGUAACUUCUACAGGAGAAGAAAAGAAACUACUAGAUGCUGAUGCUGCCUAUGAGGAACUUAUGAAGAGGCAACAGAUGCAGUUAACACCUGGAUCUAGCCCAACCCAGGCCCCCAUCGGUGAGGAUAUGACAGAGUCCACCAUGGACUUUGACAGAAUGCCUGAUGCAUCUUUGACAUCAAGUGUUCUCUCAGGAGCAUCUCUUACAGAUUCGACCAGCAGUGCAACACUGUCUAUCCCAGAUGUUAAAAUAACCCAACAUUUUUCAACAGAAGAAAUUGAGGAUGAAUAUGUAACCGAUUAUACAAGAGAAAUUCAAGAGAUAAUUGCCCAUGAAUCGCUGAUUUUGACCUACUCGGAGCCUUCAGAAAGUGCUACAUCUGUCCCACCCUCUGACACACCUUCUCUCACAUCAUCUGUUUCCUCGGUCUGUACCACAGAUAGCUCUUCACCCAUUACUACCCUGGAUAGCAUAACCACAGUUUAUACAGAACCAGUGGACAUGAUAACUAAAUUUGAGGAUUCUGAGGAAAUUUCUUCAUCAACUUAUUUUCCAGGCAGCAUUAUAGACUACCCGGAAGAAAUAAGUGUAUCUUUAGAUCGGACUACCAUAUCAGAUGGUAGAGCUAGUGCUGAUCAUAUUAUUUCCUUAUCCGAUAUGGCAUCUUCUAUCAUAGAAUCUGUAGCACCUAAACCUGAAGGGCCAGUUGCUGACACUAUUUCUACUGACUUAUCUAUAGCUGAAAAGGACCCAGUGAAGAGCGCCAAGAAGGAAACUGGGAAUGGAAUCAUUCUGGAAGUUUUGGAAGCUUACAGAGAUAAAAAGGAGUUGGAGGCCGAACUAACAAAAAGUAGCUUCUCUGAAACUGUGUUUGAUCACCCACCUUCUUCUGUAAUAAUCCUUCCAAUGAAAGAGCAGCUUUCAACUACGUACUUUACAUCUGGAGAGACCUUUGGUCAGGAAAAACCUGUGUCUCAGUUACAAUCUGGCAGUCCUUCUGUUUCCUCUCUUCCAACUAAACCUCGCCCAUUCUUUAGAAGUUCUUCGUUGGACAUAUCAGCUCAACCUCCUCCCCCUCCUCCCCCUCCCCCUCCUCCUCCUCCUCCACCACCGCCACCUCCUCCCCCACCACUUCCUCCACCAACUUCACCUAAACCAACUAUUCUUCCUAAAAAAAAGUUAACAGUUACAGCUCCAGUGACUACAGCUACACCUCUGUUUGAUGCUGUUACUACUGUAGAGACCACAGCUGUUCUGAAAAGUAGUGGAUUACCUGUUACAAGAAUAUGUACCACCGCACCUCCUCCUGUUCCUCCUAAGCCAUCUUCAAUUCCAUCUGGACUUGUAUUUACCCACAGGCCUGAGCCAAGCAAACCUCCAAUCGCCCCCAAACCAGUGAUUCCUCAGAUUCCAGCAACUACACAAAAACCAACAGAUAUACACCCCAAACCAACAGGCCUAUCUUUAACUUCAAGUAUGACCUUAAAUUUAGUGACUUCAGCAGAUUAUAAAUUGCCUUCCCCUACCUCCCCACUUUCCCCACACUCCAACAAGUCCUCACCAAGAUUUUCCAAAUCCCUCACGGAAACUUAUGUAGUUAUUACAUUGCCAUCUGAACCUGGGACUCCGACAGAUGCUUCUGCUAGUCAAGCAAUUACCAGUUGGCCCUUGGGAUCACCCUCCAAAGAUCUGGUUUCUGUUGAACCUGUGUUUUCUGUAAUUCCUCCUAUGACAGCUGUAGAAGUUCCAAGUUCAUCAGAACAGACCUUCUAUAUCUCUGGAGCUUUACAGACAUUUUCUCCUACCCCUGUCACAGCACCCUCUUCAUUUCAAGCAACUGCCAUGUCAGUUACACAGUUUGUCACUACUGAAGUUUCCAAGACUGAGGUUUCAGCAACCGGAAGUACAGCUCCUAGUGUUGGUCUCAGCAGCAUUUCCAUAACAAUUCCUCCAGAGCCUCUUGCUCUAGAUAACCUACAUUUAGAGAAGCCUCAGUAUCAAGAAGAUGGAAAAUUGCAACUUGUUGGUGAUGUAAUUGAUUUGCGUACAGUACCAAAGGUAGAAGUUGAAACAACUGAUAAAUGUAUUGAUCUUUCUGCUUCUACAAUGGAUGUGAAAAGGCAGAUCACAACAAAUGAAGUUUAUGGGAAACAAAUUAGUGCUGUCCAACCCUCUAUUAUAAAUCUUAGUGUAACAUCAUCAAUAGUGACUCCUGUAUCUCUGCCCACUGAGACAGUGACCUUUGUCACAUGCACAGCUAGUGCAAGUUACACUACAGGCACAGAAAGCCUAGUGGGUGUAGAACGUGCAAUGACAACACCACUCCAGCUUACAACAUCAAAGCAUGCUGAGCCCCCAUACAGGAUACCAAGUGACCAGGUCUUUCCUAUAGCUAGGGAAGAAGCGCCGAUAAACUUAUCUCUAGGUACUCCAGCACAUGCAAUGACAUUGGCUGUUACAAAACCUGUCACUGCGCCUCCUGUUGGUGUCACAAAUGGAUGGACUGAUAGCACCAUAUCCCAGGGGAUCACUGAUGGGGAAGUAGUGGAUCUCAGUACAACCAAGUCUCAUAGAACAGUCGUAACAAUGGAUGAGUCUACUUCAAGUGUGAUGACCAAAAUAAUAGAAGAUGAUGAAAAACCCGUUGACUUAACAGCAGGGAGAAGAGCUGUGUGCUGUGAUGUGGUUUAUAAAUUACCGUUUGGAAGGAGCUGCACAGCACAGCAGCCUGCAACUACUCUUCCUGAGGAUCGUUUUGGUUAUAGGGAUGACCACUAUCAGUAUGAUCGAUCAGGGCCAUAUGGUUAUAGAGGGAUUGGGGGAAUGAAGCCUUCCAUGUCUGACACAAAUUUAGCAGAAGCUGGACAUUUUUUCUAUAAAAGUAAGAAUGCUUUUGAUUAUUCUGAAGGAACUGACACAGCAGUAGAUCUGACUUCAGGGAGAGUUACUACAGGUGAGGUAAUGGAUUAUUCAAGCAAGACUACAGGUCCAUAUCCAGAAACACGACAAGUCAUUUCAGGAGUUGGGAUUAGUACCCCACAGUAUUCCACAGCAAGAAUGACACCACCGCCAGGACCCCAGUAUUGUGUGGGGAGUGUUUUGAGGUCAUCUAAUGGUGUUGUCUAUUCUUCAGUAGCAACUCCGACACCCUCUACCUUUGCUAUCACCACACAACCCGGCUCCAUUUUCAGCACCACAGUGAGGGAUUUGUCUGGUAUUCAUACAACUGAUGCAGUGACUUCAUUACCUGCCCUGCACCAUAGCCAGCCAAUGCCUAGAUCGUAUUUUAUAACAACAGGUGCAUCUGAAACGGACAUUGCAGUAACUGGUAUUGAUAUCAGUGCCAGCUUGCAAACUAUUACUAUGGAGUCUCUUACUGCUGAGACAAUAGACUCUGUUCCCACUUUAACCACAGCAUCUGAAGUGUUUCCUGAAGUGGUGGGAGAUGAAAGUGCUCUUUUGAUUGUCCCUGAAGAAGAUAAACAACAGCAGCAGCUAGACUUGGAGCGUGAGCUCCUGGAGCUGGAGAAAAUAAAGCAACAGCGCUUUGCUGAGGAAUUGGAGUGGGAACGUCAGGAAAUUCAAAGAUUCCGAGAACAAGAAAAGAUCAUGGUUCAGAAAAAGUUGGAGGAGCUGCAAUCUAUGAAGCAACACCUUCUCUAUCAGCAAGAAGAAGAGCGGCAAGCCCAGUUCAUGAUGAGGCAGGAGACGUUAGCUCAGCAACAGUUACAGCUUGAGCAGAUCCAACAGCUGCAACAACAGCUUCACCAGCAGCUGGAGGAGCAAAAGAUUCGGCAGAUCUACCAGUAUAACUAUGACCCUUCUGGAACUGCUUCUCCACAAACCACUACAGAGCAGGCAAUUUUGGAAGGUCAGUAUGCUGCCCCAGAAGGCAGUCAGUUUUGGGCAACUGAAGAUGCAACCACUACAGCUUCAGCUGUUGUGGCAAUUGAAAUACCACAAAGCCAAGGAUGGUACACCGUUCAGUCUGAUGGUGUUACUCAGUACAUUGCCCCACCUGGUAUCCUGAGCACUGUUUCAGAAAUACCUCUAACAGAUGUUGUUGUAAAAGAGGAAAAACAGCCCAAAAAGAGAAGUUCUGGAGCUAAAGUCCGAGGACAGUAUGAUGAAAUGGGAGAAAAUAUGGCAGAUGAUCCCCGAAGUUUUAAAAAGAUAGUGGACAGUGGUGUACAAACGGAUGACGAAGAUGCCACAGAUCGGAGCUAUGUGAGUAGGAGAAGGAGAACUAAAAAGAGUGUGGAUACAAGCGUCCAAACUGAUGAUGAAGAUCAGGAUGAGUGGGAUGUGCCUACUAGAUCAAGGAGGAAAGCUCGUGUAGGGAAAUAUGGUGACAGCAUGGCAGAGGCUGACAAGACCAAACCCCUUUCCAAAGUCUCCAGCAUAGCAGUUCAAACGGUAGCAGAGAUAUCUGUGCAAACUGAACCAGUUGGAACCAUAAGAACACCCUCCAUACGGGCACGAGUGGAUGCCAAGGUAGAAAUAAUUAAACACAUUUCAGCACCUGAAAAGACUUACAAAGGGGGCAGUUUAGGAUGUCAAACAGAAGCAGAUUCAGACACACAAAGUCCUCAAUACCUGAGUGCCACAUCUCCACCCAAAGACAAGAAACGCCCAACACCUUUAGAGAUUGGUUAUUCAUCUCACCUCCGGGCAGAUUCCACAGUACAGCUGGCUCCUUCCCCACCCAAAUCCCCCAAAGUCCUUUAUUCACCCAUCUCACCACUUUCACCAGGCAAAGCCUUAGAAUCAGCCUUUGUACCUUAUGAAAAACCCCUCCCUGAUGAUAUAAGUCCACAGAAAGUACUGCAUCCAGAUAUGGCUAAAGUUCCCCCAGCAAGUCCUAAGGCAGCCAAGAUGAUGCAGCGUUCUAUGUCUGACCCCAAGCCUCUGAGUCCAACAGCAGACGAAAGUUCCAGGGCUCCUUUUCAGUAUACCGAGGGCUAUACGACUAAAGGUUCUCAAACCAUGACACCCUCUGGAGCCCAGAAAAAAGUUAAAAGAACUCUGCCAAAUCCACCUCCUGAGGAGAUUUCCACAGGAACUCAAUCCACAUUCAGCACAAUGGGCACAGUUUCCAGGAGAAGGAUCUGCAGAACCAACACAAUGGCACGAGCCAAGAUUCUCCAGGACAUAGACAGAGAGCUUGAUCUUGUGGAAAGGGAAUCUGCAAAGCUUAGAAAGAAACAAGCAGAGCUUGAUGAAGAAGAAAAGGAGAUUGAUGCCAAGCUACGAUACCUGGAAAUGGGAAUUAACAGGAGGAAAGAGGCAUUAUUAAAGGAGAGAGAAAAGAGAGAACGAGCUUACCUCCAGGGAGUAGCUGAGGAUCGUGAUUACAUGUCUGACAGUGAAGUAAGUAGCACAAGACCAGCCCGAAUAGAAAGUCAGCAUGGCAUUGAGCGACCAAGAACUGCUCCCCAAACUGAAUUCAGCCAGUUUAUACCACCACAAACCCAAACAGAAUCUCAACUAGUUCCUCCGACAAGUCCUUACACACAAUACCAAUACUCUUCCCCUGCUCUUCCUACCCAAGCACCCACCUCAUACACCCAACAGUCUCAUUUUCAGCAACAAACUUUGUACCAUCAGCAAGUUUCACCUUAUCAGACUCAGCCAACAUUCCAAGCUGUGGCAACAAUGUCCUUCACACCUCAAGCUCAACCUACGCCAACCCCACAGCCUUCUUAUCAGUUACCUUCACAGAUGAUGGUGAUACAACAGAAGCCACGGCAAACUACAUUAUAUUUGGAGCCCAAGAUAACCUCAAACUAUGAAGUGAUUCGCAACCAACCCCUUAUGAUAGCACCUGUUUCUACUGAUAACACAUACGCUGUUUCCCAUCUUGGUAGUAAGUACAAUAGUUUAGACUUGAGAAUAGGUUUAGAGGAAAGAAGUAGCAUGGCAAGCAGUCCAAUAUCAAGCAUAUCCGCAGAUUCUUUCUAUGCAGAUAUUGAUCACCAUACUCCACGAAAUUAUGUCCUAAUUGACGACAUUGGAGAGAUCACCAAAGGAACAGCGGCGUUAAGCACCGCAUUUAGCCUUCAUGAAAAGGAUCUGUCAAAAACAGACCGUCUCCUUCGAACCACUGAGACACGCCGGUCUCAAGAAGUGACAGAUUUCCUAGCACCUUUACAGUCUUCCUCUAGAUUGCAUAGUUAUGUGAAGGCAGAGGAAGACCCAAUGGAGGAUCCUUAUGAGUUAAAGCUUCUGAAACAUCAGAUUAAACAGGAAUUUCGUCGAGGGACAGAGAGCUUAGAUCACCUCGCUGGUCUUUCUCAUUAUUACCAUGCUGAUACUAGCUAUAGACAUUUUCCAAAAUCUGAGAAGUAUAGCAUCAGUAGACUCACACUUGAAAAGCAAGCAGCAAAACAACUGCCAGCAGCCAUACUUUAUCAAAAGCAGUCAAAGCAUAAGAAAUCACUAAUUGACCCUAAAAUGUCAAAAUUUUCACCUAUUCAAGAAAGUAGAGACCUUGAACCUGACUAUUCAAGCUAUAUGACUUCUAGCACUUCAUCUAUUGGUGGCAUUUCCUCUAGGGCAAGGCUUCUUCAAGAUGACAUCACUUUUGGCCUCAGAAAAAAUAUUACAGACCAACAGAAAUUUAUGGGAUCCUCUCUUGGCACAGGACUAGGCACAUUAGGAAAUACCAUACGCUCAGCUUUGCAGGAUGAAGCAGAUAAGCCAUACAGUAGUGGCAGCAGGUCCAGACCCUCCUCCAGACCUUCCUCUGUCUAUGGGCUUGAUUUAUCAAUUAAAAGGGAUUCUUCUAGCUCUUCCCUAAGACUGAAAGCUCAAGAGGCUGAAGCUCUAGAUGUUUCAUUUAGUCACGCAUCAUCCUCUGCCAGAACUAAGCCGACCAGUUUGCCAAUUAGUCAAAGUAGAGGAAGAAUACCAAUUGUGGCCCAGAAUUCUGAAGAAGAAAGCCCACUCAGUCCUGUUGGCCAGCCAAUGGGAAUGGCCAGGGCUGCAGCUGGACCCCUGCCACCAAUAUCUGCAGACACCAGGGAUCAGUUUGGAUCAAGCCACUCAUUGCCUGAAGUUCAGCAACACAUGAGGGAAGAAUCACGGACUCGAGGCUAUGACCGUGACAUAGCCUUCAUCAUGGAUGACUUCCAACAUGCCAUGUCAGACAGUGAAGCCUAUCAUCUGCGUCGUGAGGAAACAGAUUGGUUUGAUAAACCCAGGGAGUCUCGUCUGGAAAAUGGACAUUGUCUGGACCGAAAACUGCCAGAAAGAUUGGUCCACUCUAGACCACUCAGCCAGCAUCAAGAACAAAUCAUACAGAUGAACGGGAAAACUAUGCACUACAUCUUUCCUCACGCAAGGAUAAAAAUAACAAGAGACUCAAAGGAUCACACAGUUUCAGAAGACCAAAAGAAAGCAAAGCUGUCACCCUCAGGACAAGUGUGUUCUACCCUAACUGCUGGAACUAAACAGAUCCUACAAAGUAAUGGAUUAGGAAUUAGAAUUGUGGGUGGUAAAGAAAUCCCUGGACAUAGUGGAGAAAUUGGAGCCUACAUUGCCAAGAUUCUUCCUGGGGGAAGUGCAGAACAGACAGGGAAACUUAUGGAAGGGAUGCAAGUAUUGGAAUGGAAUGGAAUUCCCUUGACUUCUAAAACAUAUGAAGAAGUUCAGAGUAUCAUUAGUCAGCAAAGUGGGGAAGCAGAAAUAUGUGUAAGACUGGACCUCAAUAUGCUAUCAGAUUCUGAAAAUUCCCAGCAUCUGGAACUUCAUGAGCCACCAAAAGCUGUGGAUAAGGCGAAAUCCCCAGGGGUUGAUCCUAAGCAGUUGGCAGCAGAACUCCAGAAGGUUUCACUACAGCAGUCACCGCUGGUUCUGUCAUCAGUUGUUGAAAAAGGAUCUCAUGUUCAUUCAGGUCCUACAUCAGCAGGAUCCAGUUCCGUUCCCAGCCCUGGGCAACCAGGGUCCCCUUCAGUGAGCAAAAAGAAGCACAGCAGCAGCAAGCCUACUGAUGCAACAAAGGUUGUCUCUCAUCCAAUUACGGGAGAAAUUCAGCUUCAAAUUAACUAUGAUCUUGGAAAUCUCAUAAUACAUAUUCUCCAAGCAAGAAAUCUUGUUCCUCGAGACAACAAUGGUUAUUCUGACCCUUUUGUGAAAGUGUACCUUCUUCCAGGGAGAGGUCAAGUCAUGGUUGUCCAGAAUGCAAGUGCUGAGUACAAAAGAAGGACUAAAUAUGUCCAGAAAAGUCUUAAUCCUGAGUGGAAUCAAACAGUAAUUUAUAAAAGUAUUUCCAUGGAACAGCUCAAGAAGAAAACACUGGAGGUGACAGUUUGGGAUUAUGAUAGAUUUUCAUCCAACGACUUCCUUGGGGAGGUAUUGAUUGAUUUAUCUAGCACAUCUCACCUCGAUAACACUCCAAGGUGGUAUCCUCUCAAAGAACAGACUGAAAGCAUUGAUCAUGGCAAGUCGCAUUCCAGUCAGAGCAGCCAGCAGUCCCCAAAGCCAUCUGUUAUCAAAAGCAGAAGCCAUGGUAUCUUCCCUGACCCAUCAAAGGACAUGCAGGUUCCCACCAUUGAGAAAUCCCAUAGUAGUCCUGGUAGCUCAAAAUCAUCAUCAGAAGGCCAUCUCCGUUCUCAUGGACCAUCUCGCAGUCAAAGCAAAACCAGCGUCACUCAGACCCACCUGGAAGAUGCAGGGGCUGCCAUAGCUGCUGCCGAAGCUGCCGUGCAACAACUCCGCAUUCAACCAACAGCACAUAAAAGCGGUCAGUCUAAUCAUGCCAGGAAGCAGCACAGACACAGCAUAGCAGGAGUCCUCCCAAUUCAAAGAACUCAGUCUGAUAAUCUGCCUCCACCAGCCAAUGGCAACCAAGACCAAAGCCAGCUAGCCCUCAGGAAGGUGAUGUCUGAUGGACCAGUCAAGCCAGAAGGAGCAAAGCCUCCCAAUCACCGGCCUGCAGAAAGCUCUGUGUCCACCGGCUCCUCGGGCAGCAGCUUUGGCAGUGGGUAUAGCGUGGACAGUGAAGGAAGCAGCAGCACUGCAGGGGAGACUAAUCUAUUUCCUAUUCCGAGGAUAGGGAAGAUGGGACAGAAUGGACAAGAGCCUGUAAAACAGCCAGGGGUAGGAGUAGGACUAGCAGACACUGAAGCUAAAACUCAGGUAAUGGGAGAAAUAAAGAUUGCACUGAAGAAGGAAAUGAAGACAGAUGGUGAACAACUAAUAGUUGAAAUUCUCCAAUGCAGAAAUAUUACAUACAAAUUUAAGUCUCCUGAUCAUCUACCAGAUUUAUAUGUGAAAAUAUAUGUGAUGAAUAUUUCUACCCAAAAAAAGGUGAUCAAGAAAAAAACAAGAGUAUGCAGACAUGAUCGAGAGCCUUCAUUCAAUGAAACUUUUCGAUUCAGUCUAAGUCCUGCAGGACAUUCUCUUCAGAUUUUACUUUUCUCCAAUGGAGGGAAGUUUAUGAAAAAGACCUUAAUUGGUGAAGCCUGUAUCUGGCUUGACAAAGUGGAUCUCAGAAAAAGAAUAGUCAAUUGGCACAAACUUUUGGUCAGUCCUACUCAAACGCAUUGAAGAAACACGUCUUCUCAGGGUAUAGAAACUGCUCUAAAUAGCCUCACAUCAAGACUACAGUUGGAAACUAAGCUAAGUUUUGAGAGGCAAAUGUAAGAAUGGGAACAACAGGCAAAAACAUGCUUAAUACCUUGUACAUUUAUUGUUGUGUAUGUAUCACACAAAGAUAUUCGAUUGAAAAAGUUCACAUAUUGAAAAUAAAAAGGAAUGGAGUUCUGAGACCUUGAAUUUCCCAUGGCUGUGAAGAGAAACUGUGAAACAAAUUUUGAUUACUUAAGGCAAAAAUCUUUGAGCAGAGUUGAGCUAUACCUUAAGACAGAGGCUCAAAGAUUAAUGUGGUUUCCAUGUAGCACAAAGGUAAUUCUUUAUGCAAAGAAGCCUUGGUUGAAAGGAAAGAACUGAUGUAACAAAUCUCAGUUUUCAAAACUUCAAAAAUCUUCCUUCAUCAUCUUCUAUUCAGACAACCAGAUGCUUUCAGAUUCGGACAUAAGAUAUACCUACAAUAUGUGUCCAGGACUGGAAGUGAGGUGGCUAUGUUCUUAGGGAAAAUGGAAUAGGAGAUGUACAAAUUAUGCCUUUUAGGCCGUAUCUUACCAGUUUUCUGUGUGUCUAAAUGUUACAAGGGUAUACAACACUGACUUUGGAAUCCAUGUGGUAAAAGCACAUUUGUUUCAGUGUAACUUGAAAUAAUGUAGAGUGAAGAUAAUACUAGGUAAAAAUAAAAUUGAAUUUAUCUAGAAAUAAAACUGUGACUGGCUAACAAAGAAGAAUGUUGUCCCAUAAAAUAUUGGAAUUUUGUUUGAAACCAUCAAAAUCUUCAUAAUUUACCAUUAAGCCAAGACAUCUUCAAUCUAUGUACCAAAGGACCUAGAGUAAACUGAUAUGUUCUAGGAAGCAUGAUAACUUACUCUUUGUGAAACUGCAAAUAAAUGUAUUAUCCUGCACAUUUCCUUUCUCUUGCGUGAUGCAUUGACAGAGAAAGAAAAUUCUUUCUCUGGCAAACGAACUAUAUUAAUCUUGUGAUACUGAUUAAUUAAAUGGAUAUCAUUUCCUCAUUUCAUAAUAUUUUACCCUUUCUUUUCCUUAAUGAGUUAAUUCAUUUACUGAUUGUAUCAUGAAAACAUGACACUAAAUGAGUUCUUUCUAGUGCUCUAUUUUCUUACUUUAGUGACAAUAUCACAGUGAUCAAGUUCAUCAAUGUUGGGAAAAUAUGUGAAAAGUCAACACUUACUGGAGAUUAAAAUAUACUUUGAGCUAUUUUAAUAAUAAUGAAUAAAACAACUAAUGUCCAAGUCUUAAAAUCAAGCACCCUCUUCUCUAUUAGCAUUAUUAAUUAAGGAAGUAACGUGAAAGUUGUGGAAAACACACUCAGCAGGGAAUAAAAGCCUGUCUUCUGGUCUUAGUUCUGCCACUGACUAUGUCACCUUGCACAUGUCACUUAAACUCACUUUACCCCAGUUUUCUUAUCUGUAGGAUAAAAAUAAUUAUAUAUCCUUAACCUUCCAAAUGAGAUGUUGUGAUGAUAAAUCAAUGAUCCAUGAGAGAUGAAAGCACAUUUCCAAAUAUAGUUUUAUACACAGAAGUGAGGAAUAAUUAUUACAUAGCUUUUUAAUUCUCAAAUUUUAUAUGUGGAAACCAUCAUCUAAACCAAUGGCAAGGAUUGACAUGGAUAAAAGCAGUAAAUUAGCUGCAAAACUUAUUUUUUAUUUAAAAUAUAAACUUUAACCUGAAUAAACGUGAAGAAUUACAUGAAAAAGAUUUGCAAAUUUUGUUAUCCUCAAUUAAAUGAAUAAUGCUGGUCUUACCCAAUUCCUACAUUCUACCCAAAAUAAAUAAAUCAAAUUGCUUCUUAGAGCAUUCUGAACUUAAAACUUUCUGCUUUAUUUAAUGGUGAAGUGUUAGUGGGAUUAGAGAAACCCAUCUCUAGAUAUUGGUUGGAUAUUGAAUUUUCUCAUUUUUAAAGAAAUCAGUUUUUUUUAUAUAUAUAAAUUCACUCAGAAUAUAAAUUCACUCUUCUGCAAACUGAGAAAGAUAACCAUAACUUUUCUUCCCUCUAUUUUUUAAUCCCCCUCCACUGACAGUACAAUGUCAUUUACCAUUGGCAUUGCUCUAAAAUGAGCAUGGGAGAGUGGAAUCAUCAAAAACAUUAUAUUGCUAGUAUUUUAUUUUUAGAAACUAUUAGAUCUGCUGAUGGUUGCCAUGGAUAUUUCCAGCGGAAACUAGCACUUGAAGAAGCCUAUAAUCAUCACUCAUAAUUGGGGAAGAAAAGGUCCAAGAAGAUCUCCUUCUGACAUAAAAAGGCUCUGAUAUUUGCCCUUAAAAGAAAACCCUGACUCAUCCCUGAUCCUCUUUUGCAGCCACUCAUAUCCAGAGGUAUGCAUGAGAGUUUGUAUAACCAGUUAGUUUUCUUCAUUCCAGUUGCAAUUUCUUUUAGAACAAUAUAAAUGGAGGGAUCACCAAAACAAAGAUUAUCUCUUUGGUAGCUAUUUAACCUGAAAGAGUAGGAGUCCUUCCAUUAUAGAAGCCCCUCCGUUCCAAGGAACUAGUGAUGGGGCUAGGUCAAUCAGCAGAGCUGACAACAGGGCUUCUUUUUGUGCACCAGCAUUCCCCUUCAGAGAGCAUAAGAUCCUGCCAGUGUGCCAAGUUUGAAGCUGACCAAACUUCUAGGUUGUACUGGAAUUAUUCUAUGCAACACUGAUCCUUAUAUGAAUGCGUUUCUUCUGAAUGAUGUCGAUUACCCUUCUUACAACAAAACUGUUUCUUUUUUAUUGCAAAUAGGGCUCUUGGUGUUUUUUACUUUUUUGUACAUAUCACAGUACAUGGUUUUUCACUCUUUAGUUUAUUUCAUUUUAUUGGAACUAACUUUUUUUUAUUCUAAUACUGACAGAGUUUGUAAUCUCUAUAUAAUACGUAAUUACUCCAAUUACAGCACUUUUACCUUGAAGAGCAUCUCAAUUUUUCCCACAAUUUCAUUGAGUCAUCAGAGACUGAUGUUGCUUCUUGGUUUAAAAAUUGGUCCUAAGGAAACUUUCAGCUGUAGAAACAAAAGCACAGAGUGAAUUUUUACAAAAGACAGGGAAGAUAGAAUAGUCAUUACAGACACAAAUAACCCUAGUAGCAAGAAGUUGGUGUUUUCCCUGUUUUUACUUAAGAUUAAGGAGAUUUUUGGUGACUCUGAACCCUUUAUUUAUAUUUCAGUUUAAAAUAUCAAGACUAAGGGGCAUCAAUUGUCUUUAUUCCUUAAUAUUGCCCAUAUUUUAACAAAUUACACUAAUUAAAUGCAUAUUUUCAGCAUACCAGUGGAAUUAAUUUUGUGGAUCACACACAUUUAAAUAGUCAUAUUGUGGGAAUAUUAUAGCUGGUAACCAGCUGAUAUUGAUUCUUAUUAUAGGAAUGACUGUAAUGAUAGUGGUGGUAGCAGUAGUGAUAUUAGCGGUGGUGGUGAUGUGAAGUAAAAUAAAAUUAUAUAUUAUAUUGUGCCCAAUUUAUUAGAAAUUAUUUGAUCAAUGCUUCAUUUCAUCAAAAUAUCAUAAAGAUGUUUAUAGUAUUUUUUUACUUUAUUAUUUAAAUCAUAACAAUAUUUUUAAAAACUUAUUUUCAUUGCUACAAUGUCAAAUAUUCCAAAAUCAGCCAACUACAGCUAUAUAUGUGUUAUGUGUGAUAGAAGUGAUCUUCCUUCCCUCUUUUUGAGCUUGAAAUGAAAGUGAAAGAAGACUCAAUGAAUAAUUAUGAGCUAUUUAUUUAAUAAUUACUUACCUUGGGUAUAGUACAAUAAUGAAUGAGUGAAACAAAUAUUCUCAUUGAAUAUGAUACAGUGCUGUUUUCUGUAUGUUUCAUGUUCUAUUAUUAAAGGUAUCCAUUAAGCCAAAAUUAUUUAAUCAAAUUCUUUAUCUGAUAGGUAGAUUGAGAGCAUUUUCUUAAUUCAUUACCUUGUACAUAAGUAUACAUUUGGUAAAGUAGACCAAGUUGAAAUGUUCAUUUCAUUUGGCAUUCAGCAUGUGAAUAUGAUUAUUGUUUGAUUGUGUCUGUAUAUUUGUUAGGUGACGUGCUCAGGUGCUCCCACUACUGAUUAAUGUGUGUGCUAAUAUCCUAACAACACAUAUGAGGUUUAAGAAAAAAUUUUCUUGUCUGAAAACAUAAACACCUUAAUAAAACUGAUUUUGAAAUAAAAACUAAAGUACUUGAAGAUAUGUCUUGUUUCUGACUAUAUGUUGCAUGCCAUGUUGGUGAUUUGCUAAUGUGUUUUUUUGUUUGUUUUACCCAAAUCCCUUUGGAAAAUCUAAUAGACAAAUGCAAAUUCUUGGACUAAGGACUGUAUAAAUUGACCUGAAAAUAACAUGAGAGUUGUAUUUAAAAAAAAAAAAAUGCUUGUAAAUCCAUCUUGAGUUUUACUCUAUGUAAAAAUAUGUCUUGGUUUUGUGAUUGUAUACAAGAUGUAUCUUGAUAACUUAUGUAAAUUGUGCCGUAUAAAGGCUGUUGCCUCAGCCUUACUAAUAAAUAUUGAAAAUAUCA